UCGAAUUUUAAAAGUGUCAGGAACACCUGAACCUGUCAUGGUGAUUUACUAUGAUAAAAUACAAUUUGAGCCGUGAAAUAUCGGCUUGUCAAAGACAGCGAGCUUUACUUGUUACAACUGAAAUAUGGGAGUGAAAGGGCUUUGGAAACUCUUAGAAUCUGUUGGACGGCCGGUAACUCUGGAGUCGCUUGAAAACAAAAUACUCGGAGUUGAUGCCAGUGUGAUCUUGAAUCAAGCUGUGAAGGGGAUGCGUGAUAAGCAGGGAAAUCCUGUUCCUAAUGCACAUCUUGUUGGCUUGUUCAGUAGAUUAUGCAAACUGUUGUAUUACAGGAUUAAACCAGUUUUUGUAUUUGAUGGUGGAGUGCCUCAUCUCAAGAAAAAGACUCUGGCGGCAAGAAAGGAACAAAGAUUUAAAGCUGUUCAUAAGUCAAAAAGAGCUGCAGAAAAGAUCAUCAAAAAUUAUCUGAAGGCCAAAGCUCUUGAAACUGUCACAAAGAGGAAGAGUUCAGCUGUCCCUGUAAGAAGUAGGAGCCCAAGAGAACCUGAUGUGUUUGAACUUCCUCCUCUGUCAUCAAGUGCUGUCACAGAUGCUAAGAGUUCAUCAGAAGAUGAAGAGAUGGACAUUCCUAUUUUAGAACAGUUCCACAGGCAACAUUUAGAGGAAACUUUUCAGGAUCCCAAAGCAAUAGAUAUUGAUUCAGAAGAGUUUAAAGCUUUGCCCCCAGAGAUACAACAUGAACUCAUCAAGGACAUAAGAGAGGAAAAAACAUGGAUGAGCAAGAAUAUUCUGCCUGGGCAAGCAAGAGACUUUUCAAGUUUUCAACUGGAAGGAGUCCUAAAACGAGGGAAAAUGAAUCAGCGACUGGAGGACUUGCGUAAAGAAAUGAACCAAAGAAACUCCGGGGAGCUGACGGGAAUUGUAUCUGAUGAAACUGUUGGGGAGGAAAACUCCGUUAACUCACAAAAGAUUUUAUCAGAAGACACGGCGCACUACAUUCUGAUAAAGCGCAAUGAACAAGAAGUAAAGCAAUCUAAAGAUUUCUCAGAUGAGGGCGGCUUCUUUCGGGAAGACCAGGAGGGUGAAAUAGUGACUUGGACUAAUCCUCGCCCGAAGCCUGUCUCCCCGACAAAAGUUCCAAGCUUUGAAAUUCAUGAUCUUUGUUCUAGUGAUUCUGAGAUUUUGUCGCCAUUUCUGGAUGUUCCAGAAGCUGAUCUUUCACCCUCAAACUCUCAAGCGCAGAGAGGUACUUUUAGUUUCACCCCAAUAAAAAACAAGGGUAGAAUUGAGAACGAUGAGCUAAGCAUGGAUGAAAAUGUUACCAAGAUAACUGAAGCUCCAAUACAGAAAAGCCAGACGUACCACACACCCUUACCAGGAAGCGAAGACGCAAAAAGCGUCGAUAAAAAAUCUAAAAUAGACAAUCUCCAUGACUUAAGCGAUCAUGAAGCUAAAUCGGUGUUCUCUGGAGAGGAUUCGGACGAAGAUAAUGAGCUGCUUACUCAGAUUAAAGACAAGAAAAAAGAGUUGGAAGAUUUAUUAAGGAAAUGGAAAGCCUCAAAACACCAGAAAACGGCUGAUGAUGUAAUUACCUCCUCAAAGGAUGACCACAAUGUAGCAGAAGUAAAUGAGAUAGAACUGCUUGAACGUUCUCCAGAAUCUGUCGAAGUAUUUAACGUCUCCGAAAGAAAGCCAGAGUGCUACGUUAUUGAAGAGACAGAAAACACUCCAUCGACUUUAAUUAUUGAUGAUCAAACAGAGAGCAAAGAAAAAACUGUCGAUACUUUACAUGUUUGUGAAAGUGAAUCAGGAACAAGUUCAGUGGAAGAGAUUAGAGAGGCUGUAAAAUCCGAAGAAGGUCUUUCAGAGAAUUUGAAAAUAUCGUCCUCUGAUACCUUACAAGAAACUCAGACGGCAAAUCCUAGUUUUAAUAUUGCUGAGGAAGAAAAGAGAACGCUUUCUACAGAUAGUUCACCAGAAAUUCAAAUUUUACCCUCCCCUAAUGGCGAUACUACUUCGGAUGUUAUCGAGGAUGAAAAAAUUCCCUUUUCUCUAGAUGUUCAGCAAGAAGGUCAAACCACACAAUCAGAAGAUACUACCGCUGACACAAAUCAAGAUCCUGAUAUCAAAGUCACUCAAAUUGUAGAAAAACAAGAUUCUGCUGAGAAGAGUGAAGAUAGAAUGGAUGUUGGUGAACCUGUGCCAGGGCCAUCUGGUCUUCCUGUGGAAUGGCAAGGUGCUACAGUGGAAGAGUUGGAAGACAUACGGUUGAAUAUCGAAGCAGAACAGCACUCUUUGGCAUCAGAACAAGCUCGACAGAACCGCAUCGCAGCCUCAUUGUCUAACGAAAUGUUCGCAGAAUGUCAAGAACUUCUUCAGUUGUUUGGUGUCCCAUAUCUUGUCAGCCCAAUGGAGGCCGAGGCACAAUGUGCAACAUUAGAUAUACUUGGUUUAACAGAAGGUUCCAUCACGGAUGACAGCGACAUUUUUCUGUUUGGCGGUAGACGAGUUUACAAGAACAUCUUCAACCAGAACAAGCAUGUCGAGAUGUACGGCAGCGAUUCAGUGCUUAGAAAUCUUGCUCUGGACCGUUCAAAUCUCAUCUGCAUUGCUUUCAUUACCGGAAGUGACUAUACUGAAGGCGUGCCAGGUGUUGGAACAGUUGGAGCGAUGGAACUUCUUCACGAAUUUUCAGGUGAAGGCCUUGAGGGACUGAAAAAGUUCAAAUCGUGGCACGAGGAAGUACAAAAGCGUACCAAACAUCCGCAAGAAACCAAAGUCAAGAGGAAAAUGAGAUCUGUGGAAUUACCGAAUGAUUUUCCAGCUGAGGAAGUGUACGAAGCUUAUCUCCAUCCUGUCGUUGACGAGUCAACGGAGCAAUUUGAAUGGGGAAAGCCAGACCUCCAUUCACUAAGAUUGUUCGCUUCGGACAAGUUUGGUUGGUCUUCUUCCAGAACAGAUGAAGUUCUCUUACCUGUGUUGAAACAACUUAACAAAGACGAGACCCAGAUGAAAAUAAACAACUAUUUUGAAGUAAAGUUUCAAGAAACAAGAACGGUCAAAAGCAAACGGGUCCAGCGAGUGUUGAACCGGAAGUUCAAUCCGAGCAGCAGCAACAGUGAAGACGGAGUUGAAAAUAGCAAAAAGCAAAGACAACAUGGUGGUGAAACUCCUAGUAAAAAGAAAAAUGACAAAACGGAGCCAAACGAGAAAAAAAGAACCCUUUCAACAAAAAACAGCGCAAGUAAACAUGAUAACGAAGCCGACGCGAAGCGUGCGAAAAAGAGCGUUGAUGGAGAUAGCGCAUGCGCCCUUACGGAAACCCGCUCCUCGGGAAGAAAAAGAGGUCGCGGGCGCGGUCGAGGGAAGGCGCGGGAAAGGGCCGAGGCGAACGCUGAUUUAAGGUUGUCAGUUGCUCCAAGGUCGUCCAAUCAGGUAAAAAGGAAACAACUCUAUCAGGAGAACAAGGAAAGAUCUCGGAGAACCCGUAGUCGAUCUUCGACAUCAGCUGACACUGAAAAAGAAACAUUUGUGGAUCAAAUUCUUGAAAAUGACAAAAAGAGAAAAAAACAGCAAAGCUCUGCUGUAAGCAAGAAGAAAAACGACGCAAAGUGCAUCGCCGAGGACGACGAUUCUACGUCGGACACAACAGACAGUGAGGAUAACAGCGAGAACUUUUACGCCGGACCCAAACCCGUGUCCGUAUUCGUCCGGGGGAGGGGUAGAGCGAGUAUUAGGCCCACGGGGAGGGCGUUAAGGCGAGGAAAAUGACUUCUGCGUUCAUGAUUCAUCAGUUUAUAAAUUAUUGAUAGUUUGAUUCGAUUUAACAAUGGGAGAUACACCAAUCGGUGCCUCGUCCACUGGUUUCCAGAUUAAUUAGAUUUUGAGAGGUAAAUGACUUCGAUUAAUUAAUGUUGCCUCUCAAGAGGAAUGGAAAACGAAAAUGUUUUUAAACUAGCUCGAAUUAUUCAGAUACACCAAGUAAUCUCGUACCCAGAUCCUACCGUGUAACUGAAACGUAAGAUAGCCGCUUGGCCAUGGAAGGUCUGGGUACGAGACUAUACACUCAGUUAAUAAGACAGUUUUAUCUUAUCUCCCCUUUGAGCGGAAUACAAACCUAGACUUAAAAUCUUCCCUUUGAAAAUAUUUCUCUUGGAUAAUAGUAUAUUUAUAAGAAUAGUAAGCCACAGAUAAGAUAGAUCUAUUAUUUAUUUAAUAAUUUAUUCUUUACUCAACAAAAAAUAGAUGACAGCCAAACAAAAACUAAAUGCAAAGUAGUUAUUAUAUUACUCCUAGUAAAGAACUCGUGAUAUACAAUAAUCUCGUACCCAGAUCCUACCGUGGACAACCGCUUGGCCGUGGAAGGUCUGGAUUCGAGACUAGAUAUGCAGAGAACAAAUUCAA
Molecule: messenger RNA, 4402 nt
Organism: Pocillopora verrucosa
Lineage: Eukaryota; Metazoa; Cnidaria; Anthozoa; Scleractinia; Pocilloporidae
Product: DNA excision repair protein ERCC-5
Biological process (GO): nucleotide-excision repair
Cellular component (GO): nucleus
Molecular function (GO): single-stranded DNA binding; DNA endonuclease activity
Source: RefSeq, a predicted model, not a curated record